Messenger RNA from Brassica rapa (field mustard), 5303 nucleotides. RefSeq names its product protein indeterminate-domain 14. Gene Ontology annotation, molecular function: DNA-binding transcription factor activity. Lineage: Eukaryota; Viridiplantae; Streptophyta; Magnoliopsida; Brassicales; Brassicaceae. The record is from RefSeq and is a predicted model, not a curated record. Gene Ontology annotation, cellular component: nucleus.
UACAAAAUUAUAUUAAUAAAUUUUACAUUAAAAAUACAAAAAAUCAUCUAGUCUACAAAAGAUAUUCUAAAAUAUGAAAUAUAGAAAAAAAUAGAGGGAAUAUUAAUUAAUAUAAAAGCAUUUUCCGGUUUCUAUCAAGUAUCAUAAUUGGUGUCACUCUACAACAUUUAUAGACUUUUGCAACCAUAGAAUGAAAAAUUAAGAAGCUUUAAAAGAUAUCCUAAGACUUAUGAAUCAAUAAUUCAAUAUUGUUCUUUACUUAAAAUAACAUAAAAUAGCAUUUGGAGUAUUAAUUAUUUGAUCAUAUUCAGUUAAUUCCAAAUUUAAAUGCAGACAGAUGUUGUCUUCCCUGACCGAGCCACUUAACUGGACUCCCGUCCUUUUGGCACCAGUUGAUUGUCGUAAGUCGUAACUAGUCGCAACUUAACAUCACCAAGCAUUCUAGUUUAUUGAAAAGAGAAAAAUAAAAGUAGGGUUCAUAAUCAUGUAUGUAUAGAUCCGUGAGCAUUAAUAGGCUCAGUCUAUUUUAUGAACAAAUGUACAAAUCCAUAAUGAUGACAAUUAUACAAAAGCUACAUAUAAGAGAUGUAAUAAUGAAGAAAAUGCAAAGGCAAUAGAUGAGAGUAGCGCGUAGGGUAAAGGCUUACACCGUCCAUGUGGCCAAGAUUUGGCAAUGCUUUCUAUGAAGAUUAUGACAUAGAGACAAAGUCACUUUCUUCUCUCUGUGAAUUAUUAUACAAAAAUUGUAACUAUUAUAUUUUAAUUAGUCUUUGUGCGUUGUCAAUAGAAGUUUACACUUCUUCAUCAUUACUGCUUGGAAAGCAAAAAGCCAAAAGGGUCCAACUCCCAUGUUGUCAUCACUAUUCUCUCCUCCUUAGUUAAACCUAAUUAAUUAAUACUCUUUUUGUUUGUUUUCUUGUACUGCUAUCCUCUCCUCUCCUUUAUUCGUACUUCUCUUUCUCUAAAACGAAUCUCGCAUCUAAUCUUACCCCCUAAAUCUUGCUUUUCUAUUAUCAUAUCAAUCACUCAAUCUCGUGGAAUACCUCAGCUUUGAUCAUUUUAAGUUAUAAUCCCUCUUUUUUAGCGUACAUGAUGUUUUGGCUUAAUGCGCAAAAAUUAAAAAACUUUUUUCUUUCUAAAAAAUAAUUUUAAAAAUAUAAUUUAAAAAUCAUUCAACUAACUAUAGAAAUGACUGCAAUAUCUAAUUGAUUGCACAAUUUUCAAUAAAAUUAAAGAUAACAUAAAAAUAUCAAAACAUCAUCUAUUUUGAAACAAAAAUAAUUUUCUAAAACAUCAUAUAUUCUGAAAUGGAAUGAAUAUAAUAUAAUGACAUCUUUUGCAUAUUUAAUGUUGAUUUAGAAGUACACAUUGAUUUGACAAAAUAUCAUUUGCUUACUAUUGAUUUAAAUGUUUUUUUUGACUAAAGGCUUUGUUGAUUUAAAUGUUGGUAAAACUUAAUUAUGCAUAUUUAAUUUAUAGUUUAGACUGUCAGAUAUUUGGGUUAAAUCCUCAUUGAAAUUAGUUACAUUUUUGUGUUGUUGAUUUUAAGCACUCGUAUAUCCACGCUUAACAUGAACACGCACCAUAGUUACAUUUAUGUAUAUUUUGUACUCCUAAAAACCGACGAACAGUCAUUGCUCUCCGUUUUGGGUUUCAGUGAAAUCUAAAAAAAUGUCAUUAACUUUUCAAGUUGCAACUUUCAGAAGGCAACAAGAGCGAACGAGACAAAUGCCUCAGGUUUCAAUGCACAGCUUCACUAAAGGGUUUUCGGGCGUUGUGAUUAUAUGCUGUUUGUGGAGUAUAGCAUUAUUACUCAUUUAACAAAUAAAACAAAAUAUAGAUGCAUAAAUCUAAGACGCCGGUGUUAAUUCAAGGUGAUAAAACGGUACAAAUCAACAAAACUAAAACAAGUAACAACGGGAGUGAGAGACUUAUUGCAGUUAAAUAAAUAGUAAACUAGUUAGAUAACUGAGGGUGAAUUUGCUAUAUGGUCACAUGAGAAACGUUUAUAGUUGUGAAAGAAUGGGGUGACAAAAAUCAAAGUAGCUAGAUUUAAAAAAAUAGGAUGGCAUCAAAUAAAAAAAAAAGUGUUAUUUUUAAUCUGUGUGAAAUAUAAUAAUGUAUGUUAUUUAGAAUGCUAUGUGCGAUAAAUAAUCAAACUUACCUAGCUAUUUAGCGAAUAUAUGAAAGAUGUGAGUAUUAUAUUAUUAAUAUGUAUCUCAAGCAAUAAUGUGAUUGUAUGAAGGAUUGAUAUAUCCAACUUACAAAAAGCAUUGCAUGUGAUGAGAAUCCAUUUUCCCCAUCCUCCCACCCAUUCUUUCCAACUCAACCUUCUCUUUUCUCUUCUUAUUAAAGUAUCAUCCUCUUUUUGUUCCUCUUUUUGUUUUUUUAAAUGACUUUUUAAAAAGGUUUUGUAUUUACUUCGAUUUUUUACAGUUCCACUAGGUUAGACAAAUUCCCUUUAAUGAGAUGGUGGACUUUAAUAUGUAUGUUAUUUUAUACCUACAGCACACAGGCACUUAUACUUUAUAAUUAGCCUAUAGAUAUGUUUUUUAUAAAGAAAAAUUCCUUCGAACAUAUUCCAGAUCUAAAGAUUUUCCUUUGUAAUGUUAGAUAGAAUUGGUCUCAGCUGACACCGAAACCCAGAUCUGACUCAGGGUUUAUGCUUGUGUAACCACAUGAGUGUUUCUUACCACAAAGUUUCUUGCAGUGGCGGAGCCACGUUACUGCAAUGUUACUGUCUUACUGAUCAUUCGGGUCUCACUUAUUGACACUAUUCAUUUUUAAUUAGAAUAUAUAUCUUAUACAAAAGGGCAUAUAAAAUAUGUAAAGAUGAUGGCACCACAUUGUAUAUUUGUAUUUAUACGCAUGAUAUGGGUAUAUGCAUGUGUAUUAUUUUCCAAACAAAUAUCCUCCUCAUGUCCCUCUUUUAUAUAUAAACCAACCCUAAAGGCUACACAUACAUUUGUCACCAUUUAAAAUCAUGUACUCGAACAUCAAAUUUCCAAGAUUCCCAUUUGAAUUUUCAUCAAUCCUUUUAUUAUAUAUCUUGAAAAGGGAGAAAAUUUUAACUCAGUCUGAUCGAAUAUUGUAUGAUAUGAAAUAAUAAUGACUUGUAAUUGUUUUGUUGUGGAAGGGGAUGUUUUUUUGUUUCUUGUCCAGAUGCUAAUGUGGGCUCCAAACUCCUUGUCCCACUCUCUUUAUAUGUGUAUACAACAUUUCUCUGCAUAUAUAUGUUUGGUGUUUGUAAAAAUAAACAGUUAACAGUGUACAGAUAGAAAAGAGAGAGAGGAGAGAGAGAAAGAGAGGUUCAUAACUACUCUGAAGAAGAUAUAAGCACCAACGACCAUACAAUGCAUUUCUCCAUCUAAGGUGAAAGGUCAAUGAAACAAUUAACAAAAAGUUGAAAGUUUUCAUAUUUUCUUUUUUGGUUUUUCCCAGAAAAUUAUAAAAAGAUGGAGAGUAAAGGGUUAAGAAAAGCUUUUCCCUUUAUGUGAUAAAAAGAUGAUUUCAGAAAAACAAAGCCCUUUGUUUCUCUCUCUUAACUCAUCUUACUUUUCUUCCUCUAUUAGUAAAGAUGUAAAACACAAUACUCUCUCCACCAAAUAAAUAAGGAAACAAAUUAAAAACAAUCUCUCCUUCUUUCUCCUGCAUGAAAAACAAAAGAUUCCUCAAUAUUGUUCUUAUUUUUCGUUAGUCACAGUACCCUUCUCUAUACACUAACACUAAAGUAUAAACUAACACCAUCUUCAAACAAGAAACAAAAAGAGAGAACCUCAUCCGAUGAUAGAUUACGAGAGAAGCAAGAACACCAAGAACAUCAACCAUCAUCGGAAUCCUCCUUCUUCAUCUUCCUCUGAUCUUCUUCCCGACGGUAAUGGAGCCGCCGUGACCCAAAAGAGGAAAAGACGACCUGCCGGGACGCCAGAUCCGGAGGCUGAGGUGGUAGCUUUAUCUCCAAGAACACUACUAGAAUCAGAUCGGUACGUGUGUGAGAUCUGUAAUCAAGGGUUUCAGAGAGACCAGAAUCUACAGAUGCACAGGAGAAGACAUAAAGUUCCAUGGAAGCUUUUAAAGAGAGAGACCACCGAGGAAGUGAAGAAGAGAGUCUACGUUUGUCCAGAGCCGACAUGUCUCCACCACAACCCUUGUCACGCCCUCGGAGAUCUCGUGGGUAUCAAGAAACACUUUCGAAGGAAACACAGUAACCAUAAGCAAUGGAUAUGUGAGAGAUGCUCAAAAGGCUACGCUGUUCAAUCUGAUUACAAAGCCCAUCUCAAAACGUGUGGCACUCGCGGCCAUUCCUGCGAUUGCGGCCGCGUUUUCUCCAGAGUAGAGAGUUUCAUAGAGCACCAAGACCAUUGCACCAUGCGCCGAUCACAACCCUCCGGCCACCGUUUACAACAACAGCAACAACAUACCGCAAACGCUACACAAACUGCUUCAGUCGCCAAAAACGUUGACCUCUCCGUUGGUCCUGUAUUGCCAGGACAUCCUUUGCUAAGACAAGCUCCACCGUCCGGUCAACAAACAUCCGAUUUGCUCUAUCCUUUCGUUGGCUCAUGCGCUACUACUGGUAGUAGCAUCGAGCUUCAGCUACUCCCAUCGCGGGCUAGUGCUGAUGAGACAAGCCUUAGUUUGUCGAUAGGGAUGGAGCCGACAACGUCAAGCUACGAGAAGGGGGAGACGAGCUUACUAUUGGGACAAAGAGAGGAAGCCAAAAGGCAAAUAGAGAUUGCGGAAUUGGAGUUUGCUGAAGCCAAGAGAAUAAGGCAACAUGCAAAAGCUGAGCUUCAUAAAGCUCAGCUUUAUAGAGAAGAAGCAAGUCGGAGGAUUAGUGCAACGAUGAUGCAAAUCACUUGCCAUAACUGCAAGAAACACUUUCAAGCUGUUGCUGCUUCGGCUCCUCCUCCUAUUCUUCCACAACCGCCUUGUACCGAUGAAAGUACAUCACUUGCUGUGAGCUACGUGUCUUCGGCUACUACCGAAGGUGAAAAAGCGAGUGAUAGAGCAUCGUCAUAGAGCUUGAAAAGAAAAAAUAAAUUAAAAACAAAAAAAUCAAAUUAUAUUCUUCCUUUUUUUUUGUUCUUUUGAUUGAAACUGAAGACGAUCUUUUUAUAUUCUUUGGUUUUUUCUAUAAAUUUGUUUUGUUUAUUUUUUUCUAGAACAAAAACCGAAUGGAGUAGAGUUUUGUACGUAUGAGUAUCAAGUGUGGUUGGAUCUGUUUCUGGUUGCUGGAUAUUGUAACUUUUUUUGUCAACUGUAACAUUUUGUUUCGUGUAAUAAAUUACCGGGUUAUAUAA